Zonotrichia leucophrys gambelii is the source of this 2949-nucleotide messenger RNA. It is a transcript of the gene RBFOX3, whose product is annotated as RNA binding fox-1 homolog 3. The transcript has 15 exons. Gene Ontology annotation, biological process: nervous system development; regulation of alternative mRNA splicing, via spliceosome. The record is from RefSeq and is a predicted model, not a curated record. Gene Ontology annotation, molecular function: mRNA binding. Bases 763 to 1875 code for a protein of 370 amino acids. Gene Ontology annotation, cellular component: cytoplasm; nucleus. Lineage: Eukaryota; Metazoa; Chordata; Aves; Passeriformes; Passerellidae.
CGGUCCCCGCUGCGCUCCGGGAUCCGGUUCCGCGGUGCCGGAGCCCGUGAGCGUUCGUGGCUGAGCCGGCCCGGUCAAGGGGCAGACGCGUGAUGUGCCAGGGGCCCCGUUAAGUUUGUGCUAAGGGAUCGUUAUGGCCCUUAAUUAGCGACAGCUGCAAACAAUAACCUGGCGCUAACGGUCAUCACCGCCUCAGGUGAAGGUAAUUUGCAGGAAAGUUGGGUGAGGUGGAGUCUGGACAAAGGAGGCACAAGAGAAGGUUCUGGGUCAGUUGUGGGUCAGAGCCAGGCAGGCGAGGCCGCUUUCCCUGGGCUAUUCUUCCCCUGAAUUCCUGCCUGGCUCCAGGGAUUGCGCUGCAGGACGGGCUCCUGUGCAGUGCUGCUGUGAGACCCCGACAGCUCUUCCUGACGGCGUGGAGGGGUGAACACGAGCCUGAGCUCCCACCUGCCGCCCCACCCGAGGCACCUGCUCUUGGCCUUCAGAGCGCCCCGUGCGAGCGCCGCGGGAGGAGCUGGGCCCAGUAAAAGACCGUGCGCUCAGUGCCAGUGUCUAAUGGCCCCGAAGUGAAGAGCCAGGCGCUGCUCCGGCGGCGGCGCGGCCGGCCUGCCGCAGAUGAACCCUCCUAACUAGCGCCGAGGGGUCGGGAGGGACGGCGAGCAGGGGAGAGCCCGAGGGGCCAGCCGGGAAGACGAGGAUAGCGGUGGAUAGCGGUGUGCGGAAGAGGACGGACCCGCGAGCAGCUCCACGGCUACCUGUCGACACAUGCUGUGCUCCAUGGCUAACUCGGGCUGCCUCCUUGUCUCCAACUCAGGCAUGCUUCCUCACUCUCUCCCCUGUCCUCCAGCCUUCCUCUACCUCCAACAGGGUAACCAGGACGCCACGGCCCCGCCGGACGCCAUGGCCCAGCCCUACCCCCCCGCCCAGUACCCCCCGCCCCCCCAGAACGGGAUCCCCGCAGAGUUCGCCCCGCCGCACCCGCACCCCACGCAGGACUACUCGGGGCAGAGCACGGUCCCGGAGCACGCCAUGAGCCUCUACACACCAGCACAGAGCCACCCCGAGCCGGCGGGCAGCGACGCCAGCACGCAGUCCAUAGCAGGGACGCAGACGGUACCGCAGACGGACGAGGCGGCACAGACAGACAGCCAGCAGCUACACUCCUCAGACACCACAGACAAGCAGCAGCCCAAGAGGUUACACGUCUCCAACAUUCCCUUUCGGUUCCGGGACCCCGACCUGCGGCAAAUGUUUGGGCAAUUUGGGAAAAUCCUGGACGUGGAGAUCAUUUUCAAUGAGCGGGGCUCCAAGGGUUUUGGGUUUGUAACUUUUGAAACUAGCACAGAUGCCGACCGGGCACGGGAGAAGCUGAAUGGCACCAUCGUAGAGGGCCGGAAGAUUGAGGUGAACAACGCCACGGCCCGAGUCAUGACCAACAAGAAGGUGGCCAACCCCUACACCAACGGCUGGAAGCUGAACCCGGUGGUGGGAGCAGUCUAUGGCCCCGAAUUCUACGCAGUAACGGGGUUCCCGUACCCCGCCACGGGGACGGCCGUGGCCUACCGAGGGGCGCACCUGCGGGGCCGGGGCCGUGCCGUGUACAACACCUUCCGUGCCGCGCCGCCGCCGCCGCCCAUCCCCGCCUACGGCGCGGUCGUCUACCAGGAUGGGUUCUACGGAGCUGAGAUCUACGGGGGCUAUGCUGCCUACAGGUACGCCCAGCCCGCAGCAGCAGCGGCCGCCUACAGCGACAGCUACGGCAGAGUGUACGCAGCAGCAGACCCCUACCACCACACCAUCGGCCCCGCCGCCACGUACAGCAUUGGCACCAUGGCUAGUCUAUACCGAGGAGGGUACAGCCGCUUCACUCCCUACUAGCAAGACAGACCCAGCCCCCCCACCACUGCCCCCGAUGCUCACUAGCACCAAACCCAACCAGGCAGAGCCGAGGCCGAGCCUGCGCAGGAGCCGCGGGUGCUGCCUGAGUGCCCCGGGCUGGCACUGGGCUCUGUGGGGCCGCAGCACCCACACCUGAGGGUUACCUGCAGCACCCACCCCUGAGGGUUACCUGCAGCACCCGCAAUACCUGAGGGUUACCUGCAGCACCCGCACCUGAGGGUUACCUGCAGCACCCACACCUGAGGGUUACCUGCAGCACCCACACCCGAGGGUUACCUGCAGCACCCACACCUGAGGGUUACCUGCAGCACCCCACACCUGAGGGUUACCUGCAGCACCCACACCUGAGGGUUACCUGCAGCACCCACACCUGAGGGUUACCUGCAGCACCCAUACCCUGAGGGUUACCUGCAGCACCCACCCCUGAGGGUUACCUGCAGCACCCAUACCCUGAGGGUUACCUGCAGCACCCACACAUGAGGGUUACCUGCAGCACCCACACCUGAGGGUUACCUGCAGCACCCACACCUGAGGGUUACCUGCAGCACCCACACCCUGAGGGUUACCUGCAGCACCCAUACCCUGAGGGUUACCUGCAGCACCCACACCUGAGGGUUACCUGCAGCACCCACACCCUGAGGGUUACCUGCAGCACCCACACCUGAGGGUUACCUCAGCCGCUCCGUCCUGCUGCCUCUCCUGCAGCAUCCGCCCGCCCCGGGGCCAGCCCCGAGCCCCAGCAGUGCCCGGGUCCCCCCUCUGCUCAGGGCUCAUCCCCCAUGGGGCAGGGGGUGCUCAGCCUGCAGGCAUGCUCGCUCCACAGGCGCUGGGGCUCGGGGUGACAGCAGCCCCCCGAGCAGCCCCUCUGCCCCCAUAGGAGAGAGAGGAGCCAGCUGGGCUUGCUGCCAGCUGUGGGGCUGGCAAGGCUGGGGUGGGUUCAGGAUCCUGGUGUGAUGGGCUGGGCUGGCUGCAGAGCUGGGUGUGAUGGGCUGGGCUGGGACAGUGCCCCUGGCCACCUGCUCGGCCUGAGUGCUCCCGCGAAAGACCUGCCUC